UUGUAACGGCGUGAUUAGCUGUCGUUUUGCUAUAUAUAUCCCCUCCUCUGCCUCACUCUCCUUUAUUCAACGUUGGAUCAGUUUUUCAAGUUUCAACACCUUUAUUUUCCCUCUCUCUCUCUCUCUCUCUCUCUCUCUCUCUCUCUCUCUCUCUUUUUCUUGAGUGAACAUUUUAAUGGUUGCGUAAAUUUGAAGGCUGGUAUAAUAGAGUGUGUGUUUUCUUGGAACUGAUUCGUUGAUUUGAUCUCAUCACCAUUUGUCGGAAAUCUCUCUCGAAAUGGGAAAGAAAGAUCAUCAUCUGCAGCAGAGAGAUCAGCAGAGCAAAGACGACUCAAGGGUUGAAGCUGUUCUUCAGCUUCUAAGAAAACAAGCCCCACUUUCAGUCAAACAGGAGAAGUUUUGCAACACUGCUUGUGUUGAGAGGUUUCUGAAGGCAAAAGGAGACAGUGUUAAGAAGGCAGCCAAGCAACUGAGGGCCUGUCUUUCUUGGAGACAAAGCAUUGGCACUGAGAACUUGAUAGCAGACGAGUUCUCAGCUGAACUUGCAGAAGGGGUUGCCUACGUGUCCGGGCAUGAUGAAGAAUCCAGACCCGUUCUGAUUUUCCGGAUCAAGCAGGACUACCAGAAGUUCCAUUCACAAAAACUGUUCACUCGCUUAUUGGUUUUCACGCUGGAGGUGGCCAUUGAGAGCAUGCCCAAAAAUGUUGAGCAGUUCGUUCUCCUUUUCGACGCAAGCUUUUUCAGAUCAGCUUCGGCUUUUAUGAACUUGUUGCUGGCAGCACUGAAAAUUGUGGCAGAGUACUACCCAGGACGGCUGUUCAAGGCCUUUGUAAUUGACCCUCCCACUAUGUUCUCUUAUCUCUGGAAGGGCGUACGACCCUUUUUGGAGCUUUCUACGGCUACGAUGGUGGUGUCAUCACUAGACUUUGAGGAGUCGUUGGAUUUCAACGACUUCUCAAACUACCCGCGAGCCUCGUCCCUACGAUUCGACCCCGCGUCAAUCAAAUCAACGGCCAAAAUCGGCUCCUGCUCGUCCUCGCGUUUCUCCUUCACUGUUUCUCACCACCAGUUCGACUCUCUCAAGCCUUGGUACCUCAGCCUUACCGACACGUCAGCAUCCAAAGUAGGGCCCACCGGUCACUCCCCUCUGGGACCCUCACUCAUCUCUCCGCUAAACGCUCGGUCGUUCUCCUUUGCAUCCCCAGCCGCGAGAACGCCACGUGGAACCAUCCACGGCUACGGCAACUCGGCGGCCACGAGGAAGAGCUUGUUCCCGUCGACCCCACUGCCCCAACGGUGCACCAGCAGCGAGGCGAGCAGAACCCCUCGCCACCCGCGGACCCCACGGCCGUCGUUCCUCCAGUCACCGGCCAUGUUCUUCCGCAGCAGCACUAGCAAGGAGUGCCACGUGAGCAAGACGGAGAAGUCUCGGGAGUCGUUCGUCCCGUUUUUGAAGUUCUACAGGAGGCCGUACGACGAGAUGAUUUACAGGUCAAAGAUGCGGCCCCCACUGGGCGGGCUCAUCUCCAUCGUCUCUCCCCACCUGAGACGCCGCCACGUGUCAGUAUCGCAACGGUUCUAAACUCAAAAACCCUCCUCCUCGUCCUCCUCCUCCAGAAAAGCGAAGUACAUAGGUUACUAUUAAAUUAACAAAAUGAGUCCUUGACUUGAGUACUAAUAAUUGAUUAAUUAUUUUUCCAAAGUCCAACUCUCCUCGUGCAGUAAUUAAUUAUCGAAGACCAAGAAAUUAAGAAGAAAUUUUUGU
This is a messenger RNA of Prunus persica (peach), 1765 nucleotides long. Its product is annotated as SEC14 cytosolic factor. The record is from RefSeq and is a predicted model, not a curated record. The coding region runs from base 278 to 1582 and encodes 434 amino acids. NCBI's taxonomy places the organism in Eukaryota, Viridiplantae, Streptophyta, Magnoliopsida, Rosales, Rosaceae. The transcript has 7 exons.